AUGCACGGGGCAGACGUUGCCGCCUUGCUCAACGCGCUGCCGGCGUCGACGCUACCCGUCGAGCUCAUCGCGCUCCGCGACCUCGGCGCUGUCGUCGACCUCGAAGAGCACUGGCCGGUCGUGCACAUCACCAAAAUUCCGAUCCAGUACGCGCGCCUCGGUAUUGCUGCGCUGCCAGUUUUCGCCGGUGUCAACAUUGGCGCAGGCUUUACGACCCUCGCGUGGCUCGACGCUACGCCCAAAAAGGCCGUGACGCUGGUCGUGGACCCGUCCGUGCCUGGCACGCUCACGACGUUUGCGUACAACUGGGGCGACCGCAUCACCGCUGUCAUUAUCAAGGGCCACCAAGUCAAUCCCGACCCGAUCCCCGACAUUUUGUCGCGCUGCGUCAACGUCCAAUCUGUGACGAUUUCGGGCACGAUCCAGAACACGAUUACGCCAGUCGCCGCAGCGACCUACUUGUCUGUGCUUCGGACAACACAGUUGGUCACGCUCAAGGUGACGGUCGCGGCUCGAGAUGCACUGGAUGUCACCGUCGUCGUCGCAUGGCUUCAAGGACCCAGUGCAGCGUCGCUUUUGCUUUCGUGCGCAUCUGUGAGUGACCCGACGGCGCUGGCGAGCGCGAUCCAAAACUGCUCGACGCUCUCUUCGCUGACGCUGAACAAUGCCUUCGACGUGCAAGCAGCGUUGGUGUCGUCGCCAGAUACCUUGCAUCACGUCACGGCGCUCUCGUUGCGCCAAUCGGCGGCUCAGGAUGACGUUCCCAUCGAUGUCCUCCUUGGAAAGCUCGACCGAACCAAGGUGCUGUCUUUGUCGGUCCAGAGCAAUCGCUACCAAGCUCGUUUAUUGGGCGACGUCAUCGGCGUCCUUGGCAUGUGCCCCUCGCUCAAGUCGUUUUACCUGGAUAACUGGACGCUACCAGCAGCUUCCAUGACCGGUGCUUGUCCGUGCCUCACCAGCAUCACGCUGCGUCGACUUCACUUUGAUGUUGUGGGGGAUGUGGCCAAGAUCAUUCAGCUGCUCUCGACCUCACACUGUCUUUUGUCGGUGGAUUUCUGUGGUACGAAGCUCGGCAGCGAGAGCGUCUUUGCCCUGGCGCGUGCAUUGCCUGUCUGGAUGGCGCGUGGCCUGCAGACGCUGCAUCUCGACAACACCGGACUCGGAGACGCUGACGCUGGCGUCUUGCGCUUGCGCUUGCGUCGAAGGGCCACCGCCGCCACCUCACGAUCCACUUGA
Saprolegnia parasitica CBS 223.65 is the source of this 1236-nucleotide messenger RNA. RefSeq lists its product as hypothetical. The coding region runs from base 1 to 1236 and encodes 411 amino acids. Lineage: Eukaryota; Oomycota; Saprolegniomycetes; Saprolegniales; Saprolegniaceae. The transcript has a single exon. The record is from RefSeq and is a predicted model, not a curated record.